UGCAAGAAGAGAAAAUAGUACUCUGCAUCACCAAGUAGAACAGAUGCUUCAAAAAAUUUCUCCUCUGCAGAAAUGUCAGGAAGAACUCGGAUCUUUAAAAGCAGAGCUAGAAGAGAAAAAGAGUUCUUUAAAAUUGUAUCAGGAUACUCAUCAGGAAUAUGCUCGUGUAAAAGAAGAAUGCUUGAAAAGUGAUGCUCAGAAGAAGAAACUAGAAGCUAAGGUGAAGAAGCUGGAAGAGGCUGCCGUCAAGCAAACUCAGGACUUUAAGCAACUGAGAAAUGAAAAGAAAAUACUUGAAAAGGAAUUUAAGAAGACACAGGAAAGACUUGACGAAUUUUCUAAACAGAAAAAUGAGAAAGAGUUGAAACAUAUUGGAACACAAAUUUCAAGUGAUUCAUAUGGAAGCAUCGAUAAAAGAAAAGUAAAACUGCUUCUGAAGGAACUCUGGCUCUGUGUCAAUACAACACAUAGACUCCCUGGUGAGGGCAGCAGAUGUGUCCCAGAAACACCUGUCAAAGAAAUCACCGAAUCCAGAGCUCCUGGGGAAGAUGACAUGCUACCUCCAGCGCAAGGCAGUCCUCUCGGGACUUCAGAUGUACAGACAUGCUUCACAAAACUGUCCAUGGAGAUACAGGGAGAUUUUUCCUCAUGUAAAAAUGUGGAAAAAGAGAGGCCUGGCAGACUACAUUAUAGAACUGACCGUCUUUUUAAUGAGGAUGGGAAUCCUGAGGUUUUAAUGCCAGGUCACAGUGACAGCGACAGCACUGGCUUUUCUGACCAUGAUCAUUUUUUAGAUGAUGAUCUGCAAGCUGCAAUUGACUUCUUCAAACGUCCGCCCCCUCUUCUGUCUCCAGUGCCCUCACCCCCUCUGGCGUCAUCACCUCACCUGGGUUCCUUGCCUUCUUCACUUGAGCCUGAAAACUACUUUGGAGAGUGCAUAGAUUCCAGUGAUAAUGACUCAGCCCAGCCUAGAAAUUCUGCUGAGUCCGUUUCAGAAGAUGAUAUGACUGCAUCCCAGAAUUAUUUUGGCUCAUUAGGAAAAAGCAAAGGAAGUGACGCACGAGAGGAAAGGCCCAAAUCACACGAAGCUCGCCAGACUCUGAAUACACUGGGGGGAAACACAGUGACAACCGUUGGAUUUGGGACUUUCACAGCCACUCUGAGAGAGCCUUCAGCCACAUAUUCUUUAGCUGGUGAAAAACACUGGACAGUGUCCUCUCAAUUCAUGAGUGACAGAAAGAGAGACAUUUUACAUGCUGCAAAAAGACAAACCGAGGUUAGGGAGAUGGAUAAGUCAGUGCAAACUGAGGAAAUACUUCAUCAAUGCUCACCAAGUCUGUGCAUUGGGAAAUCGUCUGGCCGCCCCACACAGGAGAAGGGAGCUGCCACUGGAAAGGCAGAGUUGGUAUGUACUCCACUUGGCAAGAGGCCGUUAAGUGAAGUCAUCAAAUCUGGAGAAAAAAGCCUAUUGCCCAAAAUGAUAGGAUCACCCAAAUCAGAGUUGACUACGUGGACACUAACUAAUGAAAUCACUUCUGAAUCAGAUUGUAUAACAGUUUCUGAUCAUUUUCAGAGACUCUCUAAAGAAAUGGAAAAGGAAAAAGAAGAUUUGCAAGGGUUCAUUUUAGGAGAGUCACCUGAAUCGGAAGAUGAUGCAGGGGAUGCAAUGGAUGUGGAAACCAGUUUUUCAUCCUCUUCUACUUUGGUCACGUUGUCUGUUUGCAGUACUCCUCAGUCUUCUGGGAUAGAAUAUGGUGAUGACAGAAAUAUUCCAACAAAAGUAUUCUCUACUGAGCUGCAUCAUUCAGAACAAAAAUUACAAACAAAAACUUUAGGCACGUUACACCUGCAGUCUGAACCACCAGAGUGUCCAAUGGGAGGACGCAACCUGGAGAAUAGUUCACGUGCUCUGAGCCCCGAAUUGGGCGCAUCUAAUUUUAAUGACCAGAGGAGCAGUGAGAUAGCACAUUCAAAAGUUGUAAAAAGCAUGACCAAAAUCCAUUCACUUUCUCAGUCAGUAUUUAUGAAAGCUACAAAAGAUAGACAAUGUGAAAGCCAAGAUUCAAGAGCUAAGCUGCCACUAUGUAAGCCAGGAUUCACAUCAGUGGCAGGUUCUCAGGCUGGCUUGAGCAAGAGCUUGGAUUUUGUUAAAAGCACUUCUUGGCAUCAUAGUGAUUUAUUACACAGAAGUGAAGAACGUCCGAGAUCUAAAUCAGAACAUGAGCAAAAGACUAAUAACCAGUUACAAAAGCCAACACCAUCCCUCCAGAAUAGAGGAUCAACACCCAAACUCGGUUCUCCCAGAGAAGAUAACAAUCCUGUAGAAUUUAAGACUGCUUCAUUAUUGCCUAAUCAAGUAUCAGUUAUCACAAAGCAGGCAAGACCUGAAAAGAUUAAGAGUGCUUCAUUGGAGCACUUGAGACCACAUGGGAAUGAGCCUGCCUUAGUAACAGAAAACAGCAAUAAUGGAACUGAUCAGGUGUCCUCUGUCACACAAUAUGGAGUCAAAGAGGAUACAACACAAGAUACCAAGGAGGUGGCUGCUGUGAAAAGCCCUUCACCAGGAAUUUCCUCCUCCAGGAGAAAAUUAGAUCUCUGUUCCCCAGGUGGUUCUUCCCUAGUAGAAUAUUCCGACUGUUCCACAAAUGACAGGUUGUCUUUCUCUUCUGAAAACAUCCUCCUCCAAAACCAAGACAUGGCAGGGGAAGCGGCAGUGCAGAGUGAGGUGCAGAAGCAAAGGCAGCUUCUGCAUGCUGUGGACACAGACUCGAGUGGGGUGGGUGGCAGUGAGCAGCUCCCAGCCACGCAAGUGACAACGCCUGGCAGUGUGCCUGUUGAGGAGACCCCCUGUGGAGACCCAGGGGCAUCCAGUGGCAAAACUCUGGCUUCUCUGGCUUUCGCAAGUGACUCUCCUAGCACACCGCAAGAUGCUGAUGAGCUUCAGAAAUUGACGUCUAAAACUGGUGGUACUUUUCCGGAAUGGUUUACCACCACAGGCACUGCUUUUUCUUCAGCGUUUUGCAGAAAAGAUGGAGAGACACAGGAUGUCUCCCAAAGUAGCCUUCCUGGUACUUUGCAUUGCUACACAGGUAUUCGGGAGGGAGGAGAUGAGGACACUGAGGUAGAGAGUGAGGCAUUUAGCUGCAGUGAGGGUGAGCAUGAGCCUGAAGCCGUGGUGGGCUGUGAACAGCAUAGUGGCACUGCUGCCGACUCGCAGAAGGACUCAGGAGAUGCAGAUGCCGGAGCGGCUGAGACGAAGCCUUCCUUAGAGCUAGCUUAUUUGACCUCAGCUCUGCAAGAUUUUAAUAUAAGUACUUUUUCUGAGCUAGACAGGCUGUCUACAUCAGAGGUGGUUAUGUUUCUUGAGAGUUGUCAGUUAGGGGAUUACAGUUCAGGGGACUCUGUUUCAGAAUGUUCUAGUAAAGGAACCCUAAAUAAAGAAAUGAACAAAGAAUUAAAGCAGAGUGAAAUAUCAGGAGAUAAAUACAGGAAGCAGCCCUGUGAAGAGGAAACACUUGGAAUCUCCGAAGAGUGGAUUGAAUCAGAAGAAGAAAAUUGUUCUUUAAAAAACGCAAGUCAGCUUACUCAGUCUUCUUUGGAAACACUGUCUGAGGUUCUCAGCAAGAUUGGGCAAGAACUGCAGACAAGUCAUGAAGAUUGCAGUGGUAAAGAUACUGGCAACUUACUGCUCUUAGAUAUACAAAACAACAUGGCAACUGAAAAUGUAGAAGAAAAAGUUUCAUCUCAGGAAGCGACUGGCUCCCCAUCACACUCUUCAGAACCAGCCCCACUGCCCACUGACUUGGACACGAGCUGCAGCUCUGCCAUUAGUGGUAGGCCUAGUGAAGACAUUCUGAGCAGGCCAGAGGAGAAUUCAGAUGCAAACAGGCAGACAAGUGGGGAAGAGGGCCUGGAAAAACCAGUGGAACUGGCAGUCCUAUGCUCUGACUCCAUAGCAGAACCAAGGACAGAGCAAAGUUUGUGCUCCGAGGCUGAAACGACAUUUCAGUGUCAGAUCUCGACAGUGACCUCAGAAGUUAUAAAUGUACUUAUAAAUAAGGGUCAGAAUCUGGUCAUUGAAAAGGGGGACAACUGGACAAUCAUCAGUGGCAUAGCCGUCUUGCCACAUGUGGACCAGGUUACACUGUUUGACACUUCUGGAGACAUGCCUGUUUCUCAGGACCAAGGAGAGCUGGAAGCUGUUUGCAUCCCAGUGACUUUUGCUGAGAAGUCCCCAGGGACCAGUCACACUGGCCCUCCAUUUCAGGAACCUGCAUGUGGCAGUAACCUUUCAUGUCCCCAAGAGGAUGUUUCAAGCAGUGGUCAGAGCACCAACUUUGAUAAAAGUCGUUUGCGGAAUAGACCUGUUAAGCCUAGUGUACGGAUUAGUUCUAAAAUAUAUGAUCAAGACUUUGAGGCUCAGACUGUUGCAUCUGAUCACACAUAUUAUAACUCGAAACUAGAGACAUCUGGCAAAAAUAAGAGUCGAUCAAAGAUUUCUAACAAAGAUCAAGCAAGCAAAUCAGUAAAGACUUCAUUAUCAAGCAAGGCUGAAACUCAUCAGAGUGAAAUUUCUCAGUCAUUUUCAGGGGAAAAAGGUAGUGUAAAAGCUCAAAGAAGUCAGACUCAAACCAUUUUGGCAAAUGCUGAUACAUCUACUCCUACAGAUUGUUCUCCUGACACUCUGAGUAAAAUACGGCAGGAAGUAGGGCCUCCUUUGCCUCCCCUGCUUGCUCCUCUGAUAGCUACGCCUCCAAGGACUUCACAGCCACUUUCUCCGCUUGUAUCGAGUUCUAGUCCUUCCUCACCAACCUCUCCCGGCCAGAUUUCUCCCUUGAGCGAAAUCCCGGUGCCUCCUGCCCUAUCCCCGUGGCCCGAAGAUCCCAGAUGCGCCUCUCCGCCGGGAUCUUCCCCAUCUCCGUCUGUGGUGUCAGCCGGCGACAGGAUAGUGUCAUCUCCGCUGCAGUUCUGUGCGGCCACACCAAAGCACGCACUCCCGGUGCCUGGCAGACUCCCACCGUGUGCAUCCGGCCAUGCUGCUGCCGGAGGGCCACAGGAGAAUUCCGUUAAAAUCCUUGACACCAUGUACCCAGAGUUAUCUGCCCGGGCCCGGACCCUCAACAUCCUCAAAGGGAACAUUCAGCUCACUCGAGGCCCGUCUGCUGACUGCAAGAAUUUACCAGGUCCCGUCAGUGCUAUGAAAGGGUUCAAAGCUCUCACAUCAGCCUCUACCGCUUUUGUCAAAGCAGGGAGCAGCACCGGUGGUGACUCUAACCAAGAGAAAUCAAGAGAUCUGGGGACUCAUCAGGAUUCAGGUGGGAAAAGAACGUUGUUAGCAUCGACACUGCGGAGUGCUAAGAGAUUACGCCUGGAUGGUGGGUCCCCGGAACCAGGAGCCCGGGGGGCCACUGCAGAACGACCCCCUGGGAGCCUCAGAAGGACCCUCUCUCCAGCCGAAGUUGUAACAACAGAUGAGGAAAGAACUUGUUCUAGUCCAGCCACCAAGGCAGCUUCACACUUGCCUUUAAACCCCCAAGAAACCGUGGAGUCACACGAUAAAGCCAUAGCUAAUGCACUGAAGAAAAUUGCAGAGUUUUCUUUCGAUUUGUUGCCUGUCAUCCGUAGUCAUGUAUAUGUGGGAAACAUCUCCAAAAAGCCCGUCAUGAGAGAUCAAGAAAAAGAAGUUGUCUAUGAAUUUAGCACAACCAAAAAGCAUUUAGCAGAGUGCUUGCUUCACUCUAUUCUCUCAGAACUGAAAAUUCAGAAAUUGUCCACAGACCACAAUUACAUUCACGCCCUCUGCAGAGUAUAUGUGGGUAUUUGUCGGCAACUGGGAGACUUAGAAAGAGCUCGCUUGUUUUGCUACAGCCUACUUAAGGAAGAUUUUCCAGAGUCUGAGAAAUUGACAUUGUUUAUUGCAAACAUGUGGCAUGAUGUAUUUCUUUCUCAAUCAGUAAUUAAUAAAGCAAUGCAGUUAGUUGCCCGGCAGCGUGCUAAAGGAGAGGUUCUGAACUGUUUGAGGGCUUUUCUUAACUGGGAAAAGAAUGCUCCUGUAGAUGUUGGCUUCAUGGUUUCUAAGCUGCUUUUGACCAUACAGUUAUGUCCAAAAACAGAAUUUCAGUCCAGUGAAAAAUUUGGAGAAGACUUAAGCGAUAACACGUGGGAAUACAUCUUUGCCAUCGAUCUGCUUUGCUGCCAUCAGAAAUGGAUUUGGACACAUGAUAACAUUAUAAGUAAGGAGCUGUGGCCUGUGAUGGAUAAGUGGAUAAAAUACAGAAAAGGACACGCGAACAUUGCAUACACUCCUGAUAUUAUUAUAGCAUCCAUACUGAGGUUGAUUGGUCGUUUAGGCCAGUUGGGUUUGAAGGAAGGAUUUCCAUCUGCUGUGAAAAAUAUUAGUUCAGUUAUUGGUAUGUUUAUACAGCAUGCUCAGGAUGAAGAUAUACCGUGGGGUAUACAGUUAGCAGCUGUGUAUGCUCUUUGUGACUUGAGUCCCAGCAAUCCAUUAGAAAUCUCCAAGAUCCUGGAAGCCUGGCGGAGAGAGGCCUCUCAGAGCAUUCCGUCUGCGAUAGUCAGCUAUCUGGAGGAAGUCAACGCACUGAGUGCAGAGGGGCUCGGGUGACCCGGACGCCACUGGGGCUCAAGAAGUGCCUUGACACAUUGUGGACAUAAAGAGGUUGAUCAGCUUUCAGGAUACAAAGGGAGGCUUAAACAAGAAAGACGCUAAUAGACAGACAGGAGGCUCUUCUCAUCGUUUGGCAGGGAAACAGGAAAAACAAGCAGUUGAUAGUUGGUGUUCCCUAAAUCACUUACAUUUCACUUACGGCUGUUGUGAUCAUGUGACGUGUAUGGAUUGUAUUAUUGUGUCUGUCAAACAACAAAAACUUGAACUUAGCCCUUUUUUUGCUGCAGAAAGUGUCCUUUUAGUGGCUUUUUAAAAUUGGCAUUUUAUAAUGAACUUACCAAUAUAAAAACAUGAUUUGGUUCCUGAGCUAAUCCUGGACUUGUGCUCAAGUGAGUGACUAGGAAAAAAUAAAUUGGCAAACAAAGACCUGGAAGAGUGUGGGGUGUCAUAGCUGGGCUGCAAAAGUUGACUCCAGGUACAUUCGUCAUUGAUCAGAGCAAACAUGGAGAGCCCUUAGCAGAACCUCACUUGGAUGCAUUUUCUUCGUAUCUCUACAGUUCUUAAACAUAUUUUACUGUGUGUCAGGAAAGGAACUGAAGAGCAGUUCUUGUGUCCAUGACGUGUAAAUGAGCAGUUCCGAGGUGACCGCCGCUAGCUCGGUGUGCUGUGUAUGUUACAUGUGGACUGUGUAUGAUGUGUCUCACAUUUGAUGAUAUUCCACUUCGGAAUUUUAGUAUUUGUAUAUAGCAAAUGGGUUGAAUAACUCACCGUGGUUCUGAUUUGUCUUAUAUGCAUCAUUUCUUAAAAUUCUUGUAUGUGUUUUUUAUAAUAAAAAAUAAAAAGUAAGCUAUGCA
Messenger RNA from Carlito syrichta (Philippine tarsier), 7479 nucleotides. RefSeq names its product interactor of little elongation complex ELL subunit 1 (gene ICE1). The transcript is spliced from 17 exons. Lineage: Eukaryota; Metazoa; Chordata; Mammalia; Primates; Tarsiidae. The coding region runs from base 44 to 6622 and encodes 2192 amino acids. The record is from RefSeq and is a predicted model, not a curated record.